Molecule: messenger RNA, 636 nt
Organism: Echinostoma caproni
Lineage: Eukaryota; Metazoa; Platyhelminthes; Trematoda; Plagiorchiida; Echinostomatidae
Source: the annotation of a GenBank genome assembly
AUGAAUGGGGCCAACCGACGAGCGAGUUCGGCCGGAAGUCUUACACUAGGUGAACAACAUGAUGAACAACUCGAUUUUGAUGUACUUCGGUCCCAGUCCUCAAGGGGUUCCCGUCAUACUUUUCCAGACUCGGUUACAGAUGAAUUCUACGCCAGAAAUCGGCUUGAAUCGGAUUUGUUAGACGCGAUGAUGUGCAUUGAAGACUUGAAACAAGCUUUGGAAUUACGCAUGGCUCGGGAUCCACGUGAAGCGGAGGAAAGACGCUAUCUGAUACGACAGAAUAAAAAGCUUUUAAAUCAGCUAUACGAAUCGGCCAAGAAAAUUGAACGACUCGAAUUGACCAAAGUGGAAAUGAAGGAACAAUUGGAACUGCUGGAUUUUCAAAUACUUGAAGUGGAAAAUCAGAAAGCGAUGAUGGAAGAAGAACUGCGACGGUUACCUUCAUGCAAUCACUCGGCAACUCAGACUGAGGUGGGUUUGGUCUGUUUGCUUUUUAUUUCCCUCGCCCGUCUACCCCUCUCCUCCGGCUAUGUGGUCGGUGUCAUUUGGUUUAACAGCCCAAUUUUGUGUCUUCUACUAUCGCUUCACGUGAUCUUGUUAUCUGAAUCACACAUUUUUGCAAUUUUCGAAUGUUAA